Messenger RNA from Tripterygium wilfordii, 2212 nucleotides. RefSeq names its product endoglucanase 10-like. Bases 14 to 1861 code for a protein of 615 amino acids. Gene Ontology annotation, biological process: carbohydrate metabolic process. Lineage: Eukaryota; Viridiplantae; Streptophyta; Magnoliopsida; Celastrales; Celastraceae. The record is from RefSeq and is a predicted model, not a curated record. Gene Ontology annotation, molecular function: hydrolase activity, hydrolyzing O-glycosyl compounds. The transcript has 6 exons.
ACUUGUCAAUGUAAUGUUUGUUCAUACAAUACCCGAGACCGGGAGGCUACUUCCUUCCGCGAGCCAAUGGAACGCCAUAGAGCUCGACUUCAAUCUCCUCCCUCGAUCAUCUUCAUCGUCAAACUCCCAUGAUUAUUCCAUCCCUUCACCGUAUUCUAAGUCCUAUGAUUAUGAUAUUGUAAUAGCUGAUAAGAAGCAUUUCAAGCGAUUUCUUUAUGGAUUAGUCGCUCUAAUUUUAGUUAUUAUAGCAAUUGUCCUGUUAGUGAAUCUCUUGCCUCAUAAACAGAAGCACCGUGGGCCUUCAAAGAACCUCAGUCUUGCAAUAAACCAGGCUUUGAUGUUCUUUGAUGCUCAAAAGUGUAAUCUCCUUUGUCACUCUCAGUUUUCAUAUUUUUUCUCUGCAGCUGGUCUGUAUCCAAGAAAUAGUCCUGUAAAAUUCAGAGGAGAUUCAGGAAUUCAAGACGGGAGCUCAAGCAAUCCACCGGUUAAUCUUGUUGGCGGGUUUUAUGAUUCUGGCAACAACGUAAAGUUCACUUUCACAACAGCUUACACUAUUACACUCCUCAGUUGGAGUGUGAUUGAGUAUCAAGAAAAGUUUGCUUACAUAGAUGAGCUUGAUCAUGUCAAAAAUAUCAUCAAAUGGGGUACUGAUUACUUACUCAAAGCCUUUGUUUAUUCAAAUCCGACUUCUUCGACAGUUCUCUAUUCGCAGGUUGGAAGUACUGGUAGCGAUAUAAGUUGCUGGCAGAGACCUGAAGACAUGAACAAUCCAAGACCAGUUUCUGUUUGUAGUAGCAUGGAUUCUGAUCUAGCAGGGGAAAUCAUUGCAGCAUUAUCAGCAGCAUCAAUAGUAUUCAAAGAAGAUAAUUCGUACUCGAAAUCUUUAGUUGAAGCUGCUGAGAAGUUGUUUCAGGCCGUGUCUGUAGACGAUCCAGGACACAGGCCAAGAACUUAUACUGCAGAUCAUGUUUGUGGUGGAGGAGCUGCAAAGUUCUAUAACUCUUCAGGUUAUCAAGAUGAAUUGGUUUGGGGAGGAACUUGGCUGUCUUUUGCUACUGGAAACACAACUUAUCUUGCCUACGCCACGAACAGGUUUCGGGAAGCUGAUCAAGAUCAAAUAAUAUCAGAAAAAGGACUGUUCUAUUGGAACAACAAGAUUGCUGCUACUGCGGUUCUGAUGACAAGACUUCGAUUCUUCAAAGACCCCGGUUACCCCUAUGAAGCUGCGUUGGGAAAUUCGUCGAAGAAUACAGAUUUUCUCAUGUGCUCUUACCUUUCUGAUAAAACAUUCAAAAAGACACCAGGUGGCUUGAUCAUCUUGAGGCCUGAGUAUGGCCAGCAACUCCAGUUUGCAGCAACAGCAUCUUUUCUGAGCAAAUUAUACAGUGAUUACCUUAAACUUCUGCGUAAAACCGGCUCAAGUUGUGACACUCAAGGCUUUUCUCUGCAAAUGUUGCAGAAAUUCUCUCUGUCUCAGGUAAAUUACAUUCUAGGAGAUAAUCCAAUGAAGAUGAGCUAUGUUGUCGGGUUCGGAGACCAUUAUCCUACCAAAGUUCAUCACAGGAGUGCAUCAAUCCCUUGGGAUGGUCAGUAUCACUCUUGUCCAGAAGGGGAUAGAUGGCUUUACUCUAAAGACCCUAAUCCAAAUGUUCUCUUGGGAGCCAUGGUAGGAGGACCAGACCAAUCCGACAAUUUCUUCGAUGACCGGAACAAACCAGAGUUCACUGAGCCAACCAUAUCAAGCAAUGCUGGCUUAGUUGCAGCCCUGAUCGGACAUUAUGAGCUCCCGGAUUCACUUGAUUUGGGAAUAAACCAAACCGGUAUCUUCGACAAGAUUAUCUUGACAGCUUCAACACCAUGAAAAUGUUUUCUAGUUCAUACUUGCAUGUAAUGAAGUCAUCAAAGAAUGAAAGAAUAAAACAGUGGAAGACUAAUGUAUUUCUUCACUAAAUUCUUUGCAAUGUCUUUCUUCUCAUUGUUGUUAAAGAAACUGAUAUAAACCAUAAAUUGGUUUCGGUUUCAACAACUCUAUUGCACAAGGCUCCCGUAGUGAACGCAAGGCCAAGACAGAUGUACGCAGCCUUACCUCCGCAAGUGGAGUCACAAUGAAGCAAGUCUACCACUAGUACUAAAGCUACAAGAAAAGAUGGAGCUAGACUGAUAAUCCUUUUAACUCAGACAAAGAAGAGCUGUCAAGAACAUAGAAGAAGUA